Molecule: messenger RNA, 1289 nt
Organism: Ceutorhynchus assimilis (cabbage seed weevil)
Lineage: Eukaryota; Metazoa; Arthropoda; Insecta; Coleoptera; Curculionidae
Source: the annotation of a GenBank genome assembly
AUGCUUUUCCUCGAAAAAAAUUUCUUAACGAGGUUACCUAAGAACUUCUUCCAUGAAUUGAGAAACCUUAAGUGGCUGGAUUUAAGGCAUAAUCGAUUGGAAGAGCUGCCCAAAAGCAUCGCUCAUCAUGAGCAUUUGGAACAUUUGCUGCUCACAAAUAAUAACAUACGAAAAUUGCCAAAUGAGCUCGGAUUAAUGCCAAAUUUGAUAGCACUACAAGUUGCAGACAAUCCACUUAUUUAUCCAAGUAGAAAAAUAAUAAGAAAUGGAACAAGAGCAAUUAUUAGAUAUCUCUGUGAAGAAUUUCAAAAACAGAAAGAUUAUGAAGCACAAGACAACAAGUUGGACCAACAACUAACGGAAUUUUCAGAAAAUGCUGGGAACACUAAUUCCAACGGUCCCAUUUUUGAAUCAGAUGAGAAGAUAACCGGACGGAUGCAACAAGAAAAACUAAUAGAGGAUCGGAAAAUAGACUUCAAUUCCUAUUAUGAGAAAGCUCCAAUAAGUGCAGCUGAUGAUGGACCAGGAAAAGUUUUCGACAUUUCCACAUCAACCAAAAAAAAACGCCAUCAUAAAAAAAAACUAGAUAACCACGGAAGUUAUGGUUCAGUCUUGCGUGUAAAGAAAAUUGAGCCUCCAAAUAAGAAUUCACCAUCAGAGGAACUAAUCCAAAUUUCUCAUAAAAGCUCUACCUCCAAGUCAAAAGUCUCAGUUCAAUCGAGUUUAAUUAAAGGAGGCAAUACGAAGAGUGAUCGGCAAAACACUUCUGAAAACUGCCUUAAGGAUGAGUGGUUGAAUAGACUCAGGGGCAUGUUGAAUGAUCAAGAACGAAUUUUGCAGCAAGAGAGAAACUUGAGAAGCCUUUUUGCAUGGCGCCGCCAAAGUCCAGCUACGCACAAGAGAUUUACCGACAGUGAGUCGAGUUCUACCACAAUUUCUGAAGCUCCCUAUGCUACCGAUCCAGAAUAUUCCAGAAUUCCAAGUAGGGCCGAGCUAUCGUCUCAACUUCGGAAUUUCUUGAAGGAUUCAGACAGAAUUUCUCCAACGAUGCCCAGUGAAUCAUUAAAAAUUAAUCUGGACAAAGUCAUCAACGAUUUGUUACAAGAACUGAAAAAGCUGGAAAACGGCAACGAGGUCAAAAUCCAAUCACCCAGAAGCCAAAUGGAGCAUGCGCGAAAACAACUUGAAAUGAUUGCUGAGAUCCACAAGAAGCUGCUUCGCCUGAAAAUACUCAACGAGAGCCUUUAGAAGGAAAAAAACACCCCUUUUAAAAUGAACAUAAAAUGAUU